AACGACAAUAUUUAAGAUGGCGUCCUAGACACAAAGGUCAACUUCAGCGACAACAAAAGAAAAAGAACAAAUAAUUCAAGUUUGUUCAAAAUAUUUAUUCUUUAAAGUAGUUAGGCUGUAAUAAAUAUCUUGCAAAUUUGAAGUGCUCCUUCAGAUUGCUUUUUCGUGAAAUCAUGGAGAUAUAAAGACUGAAAAUCUAAACACAAUCUCGUGACCCAGAACUUUAUAGAUUUUUCUCAACCUCAUCCUCACGGGUUCUUGUUUUUUGACACUCUAUCCGGUAAGAAAUGAAACUAUAAACUAGCUAACUAUGAACUAGCUAAGUAUAAACUAGGGAACUAUAAAUUAGCUAACUAUAAAUUAGUUAACUAUAAACUAGCUAACUAUAAACUAGCUAACUAUAAACAAACUAACUAUGAAUUAGCUAACUAACUGUCCAGACACUAGUUUUAGAGGCUAAAAAAUCUAAGAAGUUCUGGAGACGAGGUUGAGAUUUUUUAUUAAAAAACCUAGAAGCGGGUUAUGCGGGACAAAUGGUAAAAAGUGAACUCAAUGGAAAAUUUGUUAUGGGAUUUUGAUUCUUUCAAAAAAAAAAAAAAAAAAAUACUCAAAUAUUCAAAUUUAACGAAGUAAUAUCUUAAACUUUCCUCCUGGCUCAGAAAUACAAACAAACAAACAAAACUGCGCAUAUGUUUAAAGUCAAUUAGUUUUCUAGAAGUCUGCCCGAAUAAGUCGCUAUAAACAUAGUAGCUAUGCUAUAAAGAGUGUGUUCCGAAGUUAUGUGCCUGAUCUGUGUUAUAUAUGUUACGUGCCGUAUCGUUCUUAAGUACAGAAAGCACUUUAUCCAACCCACUUACAUGUUGUCUCUAUUAUAUAUACAUAUGCCAACCUUGUCCACGAGGUUGAUACAUAUGCGUGUGGACGUGACAGAAAUAGAAGUUUUAAGUUGGUUAUUCUGUGAUUUUAACUGUGCGAUACAUAAUAACAGAUAGUAGCGUAUGUGUAUUUUGUUAACCUACAGAAAAUCUGCAUCUGUGGAAAAACUCGCGGGUUUUCCCGACCUUUUUAUACCGCAUUGCAUUCGUCUCGCUACUUACGGUACCAUUUUGCGUGACAGGCAGACGCAUGAGCAAUCGGCUUUAAGGAACUAAAAGAAUUAUGUCUAUUUACGCUGGGCAUUUUGAGUAUCAAAUAUCGCAGAAGAGCAGCGAGUGGAUUAAUUAACUACCUGAAAUAACCUGAAAUUUGUGUUGGAAAUACACACGUAUACCGACGUAUGUAUUUGUAACCGCGCAAAACAAACAUGUUCAUAAAGAAGCCGAAGUACAAGGUUGGUAAAGAAUGUGAUGUUCUCAUACCCAAACAGAGGCUCACGUUGUGCAUUGAAUUGUUCACUGUGAAAUACAAAUUUAUACUCGGCUGGAUGUGUUACCUUUUUAAUUAGCGAGUCAUGCGUUAUAGAAUUAACUGGAUACUGGUGAGCGUAGUGUCGAUGCAGGUGUGAUGUUGCCGCUGAAGUGUUUAUUCUUAUAUUUGUGUUGCGUUUGUGUGUUUGGAAUUUCUUUGUUUACCAAACAUCGUUUAAAACAAAAUGGUAUGCGCAGAGAUAAAAUUGCUCAUUUAAGUAAAUCAAAAUCAAAGAUGCUCGAUCUUAUAUUGAAUCAAGCAGUAAACGAAAUAAUCAAUAGUAUAUCCUCAACACGAACUCGCAAACGAAAGAAAAUCGAGAGCAACACGAGGCAUAGUGAUGAAGAAUUAAAACCUAUUAACAAAACAGAUAUACCAGAAAAUGUGAGAGAAUCUUUAAAAAUUGCAAGUGAUAGAUUAAAAAAUACAGACCCGCUGCUAGACCCCUUUGUUGGUCAAAACGACCCGUAUCGAUACGAACACAAUACAAACGAUACGACAUUUGACAGCGUAAAAGAGUUUAUAAAGUCAAUCGAGACAAAAUCUGCACCACAAGAAGUAGAAGAGGAUGUAUUGCUAAGUAAUCAUCGCCAUAACAACAAUGCUAACAGCUUUGAUAAGAAAAUUAAAAUUUCAGAAAAUCUUGAGAAACCUGUUGGGAGAAACGAAGAAAAAGAAAAAUUAUACUUAGAAAAUUUAGAAGAAAAAUCCUCUUUUGAGGAGUUUAGAAAAAACGAUCAAAAAGAGGAAGGAAAAAGCAGUAAAAGCAAAGUGGAUAAUAACUUUGAUACCAAAGAUUUAGCAAGUGAGAUGUUGCCCCUCGAUAAUGGCUAUGAUAUUAUUUUAUUAAAAGACGAGGAAAAUAAUGAUGAAGUAAAACUCGAUGAACCAAAUGUUCACUUUGACGUUAAAGUGAAUACGCCAAAUAGUCGAGACAAGGUAGUAAAGAAUUUAAAAGAUGUUGUGAAUGUUUUGUCGCGAUUAAAGUUUGGGAAAAACAAAGGAGAUGAAGAGAAUAAUAGCAAGAAUGAAAAUAGCUAUAAAAUCAUUGUUGGCGAUAAGAGAGGUAGUCCCAGUAACAUUAGUAUAAAUGGCUCGCUUAUCCAAGAGAAUAAAACGAACAGUUUUAAUAAUAUGACUCAUUUAAUCGAGGUACAAAAUGUUACAGCAAAAGAUCCAGCCACGAAUGCACCAACAAAUAGCAUUGAAACUUCAUCUAUCAAACUGACAGACUCAAAAUUGCCAGAAGUCAUACCGGAGAUUAAAAAUCACAUGUAUCCGGUACAUGGAUCUUAUUUUCUACAACACGAUGGAAACAUUUAUAAGCUGGAGAAAGUCGAUAAUAUCCAUAAUGGACUCGAUGAUUCAGAGCAGUUACGUGAUUUGUCAAGAUUAACUGAACAAACGAGUCAAAAAAUCACAGAUCAAGCUCAAACAAGGUCACAACAGAAAACGCUGCCGUCUGAGAAAGAAUAUAAUCAAUACCAACAGAUCAACCCUCCAAACAAAACAUACAUUAUCCGACAUGGUGAAGAGACAUAUGAAAUAACACAGUCAGAGAAAGGAGAGGGAGAGACAACACCUAUUGUGUCAAAAGAUGUCGAAACAGCUGCCGGCGGUAUCAAUACAUAUGAAAUUAAACACAACAACAAAAUAUUUCGAGUUACUGAAGUUAUAGCGAGUAAAAAGGAUGACAGGUUAACGCCAGGUACAACAAAUUUAUCGAUAGAUGACACUGUUAAAAAUAGUUAUGUAAACAACCAGGAGCAGACAUCAGAGAGUCCUGUAAAUAGCAACUUUACGAGAGACGCUGCAUCGCUUGAGCAAAGUCAUUUCGAAGAUGCAAGUUUAAAUAAAAAUCCAAGUUUUAUCGAUAAUCAAAUUAGCGACAAUGAUGCAGAGCGUCGUUUCGAAGAUACAAGUUUAAAUAAAAAAACAACUUCUGUCGAUAAUCAAAUUAGCGAUAGUGAUGCAGAGCGCCGUUUCGAAGAUACAAAUUUAAAAAACAAUCAAUCUUCUGUCGAUAAUCAAGUUAGCGACAAUGACGAUGAUUAUGUUACGUACGUUUUUCGAACGAAAAAUAAUACGACUGCGUAUUCGACUAAUAAUACAAGCUUUGAAGAAGAGGUCUAGGUAGUUUUGUUAUGUUACAGCAUACUUGUAUAUGGUAUAAUUAAUUUUAUAAUAUUUAUUACAUAUUUUUUACUAAUAAUGCGUUUCAUUGAGUUUUGAUAUCGGCUCAAAGCGACCCUGGGGACGAGGAUGCCAAAAUAUACGCAGCAUCUGUCUUUGAUAAUCUCCCGUACGUCGAAAAUUGUAUAAAAAACUUCACGCUCGACAAGGAUUUUAUACGACAUUAAAAACCCUAAAAUCUCACAAAAUUGUCAUGCGAUAACAAAAGGGUGUGUUUAAAAGAAACAAACCUUGUGAAGAUAGAUCCUUACUAUUCAGAUUUGCUCGUGGUACGUCCUAGCCUGCCUGCAGUACAGAAUAAUCUCUGUCAGCGCCCAUGUCGAUAUCAUUUCUUUAAAAUAAAGCUAAUAAAUGCUAACGUCAGCAACAAUUUGCACAUUUUGAGAAUUUAGAUCUAGUGGAUAAUCGAAUUUAUGAAAAUAGUAGGCGUAAAAGACUCCUGCGGACGAGGAUGAGUGCACACAAUUAUCUGUUGGGAUGAAAUUCGCGACAUUCGUAGUCUAGUCUCGAAUAGAUCUUUAAUGAGAUACUGCUGUGUUAGUAUAGCUUGGGGAAAGGGAAUCUGUUGGAGUAACUUAUUAUGUAAAUCAUAAUUAUUUUCCUGGAAUAAAAUAUGGGUAAAACUUUUAUUCCUUGUCAGUAGAGUAAUUUACAGAACAAAGUCCCUUUGGUCAAUCCUGAUCUUUAAAAUAAGAUUCGAUUAAUACUAAGUUAGCUACUAUUAUUAUUAUUAUUAUCAAACUUAAUCUCUUGACAUGACUCGCCCGGGGUUUGAACCCAAUACUUUCUGUACUGGAAUCGAACGCUCUGCCACAAGGCUACAGCAUAUGUGAUGACUGAGCCAGAUGUAAGUAAAUACGUGCACGCGCAUGCGCACACUAAACGGUAAAAAAUCAAACAAUCGCGUAAAAGGUGUAGAGAUUAAUCUUUUUUACCAAAAUAAAAGCUGAUUAACUUAUCGUCGGCACUUCAUUUAAGGCACCAUUUAGUAUUUUAAAGAAAUUGUGUCGUAUGGGUCACGUGACUCGCUCAAAUCUAGAUACAGAAAGCACGUUUAUUCAAGCUCAGAAUACGAAAUACAUGAGAAGCGUUCUGAUAUUUAAACUGUAUUGAUAUAAAUAACUUUACGGAAUAUAGUUUAGUUAAUUAGUUCACUGCUUAUAACGCGACAUAUACCUUGUCACAAUUACGUCAUCAGUUACAUAAUUAUGUCAUUUAUUCCUUGUAGUUUCUAGUAAACAUUUUCUGACGCAACUCAAACUUUACAGUACACCACAAAAGUAGAUUUUUUGCUACUUCCAAAUAUAACACUUUUGUCCGAAUUUUCAUGAAAAAGAAAAACUUUCCUGUUUUAUUUUUUGUUGAAGUCAACAAAAAGUCGCGUCAUUGAAACAUAGUACAUGUUCUUGUAAGAACACUGGGUCUGAUAUUUAACCAAAAAUUUGUGUUUUGUCUGUUCAAAAUGGUUGCACUCUCGCUUCAUUUUGAACUCCCCAGAGU
Messenger RNA from Hydractinia symbiolongicarpus, 5100 nucleotides. RefSeq lists its product as uncharacterized. The transcript has 4 exons. Lineage: Eukaryota; Metazoa; Cnidaria; Hydrozoa; Anthoathecata; Hydractiniidae. The record is from RefSeq and is a predicted model, not a curated record. The coding region runs from base 1504 to 3540 and encodes 678 amino acids.